GGCAGGGGCCCCGUGAUUGGUGACAUGUCUGGCAGGCCUAGGGGACAAAUCCUCAGCCCGGGUGCAUCAGGCCAGAGCCUGGCUGUCUGGAGCCCUCCAGGAAAUGAACCGCGGGGCUGCGGGACACCCAAGUGACUAUGCCAAACAAUGGACAAGGGGGCUGGAGUCUCAGAGCCGAAGUGCCUUCCGCUUCCAUCGGCUCCGCCCAGGAGCAGGUGCACCCAGGUGGUGGCCUGGGCUAUAAAGCUGGCCCCCUGGGGCUUGGGGACUCAGCACCAGGGGUUGGAGGGCAGGCAUGGGGAUGACUUCGUUCCUGCUCGGCACAAUCCUAGCCCUGCUCUGGGCGCCCAUGGCUCAGGCUGAGGUUCUGCUGCAGCCUGACUUCAAUGCUGAAAAGUUCUCAGGCCUCUGGUACGUGGUCUCCAUGGCAUCUGAAUGCAAGGUCUUCCUGGACAAGAAGGACCACCUGUCCAUGUCCACCAGGGCCAUCAGGCCCACAGAGAAGGGCGGCCUCCACGUCCACAUGGAGUUCCCGGGGGCAGACGGCUGUAACCAGGUGGAUGCUGAGUACCUGAAGGUGGGCCCCGAGGGACACUUCAGAGUCCCAGCCUUGGGCUACCUGGACGUGCGCAUCGUGGACACAGACUACAGCUCCUUCGCCGUCCUUUACAUCUACAAGGAGCUGGAGGGGGCCCUCAGCACCAUGGUGCAACUCUACAGCCGGACCCAGGACGUGAGUCCCCAGGCUCUGAGGGCCUUCCAGGACUUCUACCCGACCCUGGGGCUCCCCGAUGAAAUGAUGGUCAUGCUGCCCAAGUCAGACGUAUGCAACCCUGAGAGCAAGGAGGCGCCCUGACACCUCUGGAGCCCCGCCCCGGCCCUUCCCAGGUGGAGCCAAAGCAGCAGGCGCCUUCGCCCCUGGAGUCGAGACCCACAGCCCUCGGGGACCACCUGGAGCCUCUCCAUCCUCCGCCCCCCGCCUGUGGGAUGCCUCGUGGGAUGCCUCUUUCUAUUCAAUAAACAGAUGCUGCAGCC
Messenger RNA from Symphalangus syndactylus (siamang), 1035 nucleotides. It is a transcript of the gene LCN15, whose product is annotated as lipocalin 15. Gene Ontology annotation, molecular function: small molecule binding. Lineage: Eukaryota; Metazoa; Chordata; Mammalia; Primates; Hylobatidae. The record is from RefSeq and is a predicted model, not a curated record.